Messenger RNA from Cricetulus griseus (Chinese hamster), 1985 nucleotides. The record is from RefSeq and is a predicted model, not a curated record. Lineage: Eukaryota; Metazoa; Chordata; Mammalia; Rodentia; Cricetidae.
CAUUCCCAUUACUCAGUCCUCGUCGCCUCCUGUCCCCUCCCCUCGGCGGAUAAACAAACGGCAGCGCGUGACUCUAAUGACUUAAACGCCGCCUCACCGACUGAGAAAAGUUGCUUCUUGCUGCUCCGAUUGUCGGCGCUCUUCCCCAAAUCUUGGAGCGGCAGAUUGGUGGAAGGCGUGUUUGAAAAUAAAGCCUCAUUUAGAUGCUGUUUGCUUUUGGGAGAUUGGUCAACGUCGUUCUUUGAGGCUUCAUAUCUUUUGAGAUCAUUUAAUUGCUGGAGUAACCCUACAAAAUACAGUAUGCAUUCGAGCUUUGCAAUUUCAAACUCCUAAGGGGCGUAAAGGUUCAACAGAUUCCCUCCCACCUUGUCCACAGUUCUCCCCCGGGUAAGUUUCCUGCCCAUCCUUCUUGUGCAUUGCACCUUUCCUGCCAAAACCCAGGAAACAACUCGUGUUACUUCUUGUGUUAGUCAGUCUUGUUAAUAUCUGCACCCACUACCACAAGGUCUGGCCUGGCUCCUUCACCCUUGGUGCGCCCCGUUCCCCGGGAACCACCGUAAUCCAAAAAUCAGACCCCGGUGCCUGGGGCUCCUGAGACCCGGAGCUCCCAGCUACGGGCGGCACUUCCUGCCCGGCGGGCUGACUCGUCGGUGACACGCCCGCCGCUUGUAAACGCCAGGCGGACGCAGCUCGGGCCCAGAACGCUUCGGGCCCUCGGACCUCUUCUCACUCCGCCUGGGUGGGCGGCUGACGGCGCGAUGGAUCUGGCUGGGCUCCUACUGGACGAAGAGGGCACAUUUUCCCUUACCGGUUUCCAGGACUUCACGUUCCUUCCAGGACACCAGAAACUGAGUGCUCGAAUCCGAAGGAGACUCUAUUAUGGUUGGGACUGGGAGACGGACUGCACCCUGGAGGAGCUCUCCAGCCCUGUGGCAGACAUCACUGUGGAACUUCUUCAGAAGGCAGCACCCAGUCCUAUUCGGCGACUCCAGAAGAAAUAUGUAGCUCAUGUGUCCCGAGAGGCUUGUAUCUCCCCUUGUGCUAUGAUGUUAGCUCUGGUGUACAUUGAGCGGCUCCGUCACCGAAACCCAGACUACCUGCAGCACGUGUCAUCUUCUGACUUGUUUCUGAUCUCCAUGAUGGUGGCCAGUAAAUACCUUUAUGAUGAAGGAGAGGAAGAGGAGGUCUUCAAUGAUGAAUGGGGAGCUGCUGGGGGAGUGGCAGUGCCUACUCUUAAUGCCUUGGAAAGGGGCUUCCUUAGUGCCAUGGAUUGGCGCCUCUACACUGAUCCUAGGGAGAUCUUUGAGGUGCUGAAUUGGCUAGAGAGCUGUGUGGCUGAGCAGCAAGGACGUCGGCGGGGCUGGUACACCUACACAGACCUGUGUGUGCUGCUGGAACAGCCAGCAUGGCAGCUGUCUCUGGGCUCCCUCUGCCAGCGGCUGGUAAAGCUGUCCUGCUUGUUAGCUGUGGCAUAUGUGAGCAGUGUGGCCCUAGCUGUGGCAUCAGUGGCUGUAAUACACCAGUCCUUGGGGCUGUCCUGCAGCCCCUCACCAGGUCCUCCUGACCUCAUACUGGUUUCCAAAGGCCUCUUGCAGUCCUGCAUACAUUCCCCCGUGCCGCAGUGCCUGACUAAUGUCUCCAGGUGCCAGGAAGACAAUGUAGAGUUGCCGUCACUCUGGGGCAGUCUUCUGGCCUCACUGACACCCCCUCCGGUACCUCCCCCAGACCCUCCUGCCCCACCUACUCCUCUCCACAAAUGUCCCUUUUGCGAGAAGUUCCAGAGAACCCCCCCUAACUGCCGUGCCUGCCACCAGCCUAACCGUACUGUGUCUAUUGGCCCUUCACGUCCCUUUUACCAUACCCAUGGUUUGGCCCCACCCUGGCUCUGGAGCCCAGUAUCCCCUCCAUUCCUCCAACCCCAGCAAUGUUCUCUUUUUAGUGUCAUGGAGCUGGCCCGUCUCAAGUCUUUCAUUUUCCCAGGCUAG